Artibeus jamaicensis (Jamaican fruit-eating bat) is the source of this 2538-nucleotide messenger RNA. It is a transcript of the gene SERPINB5, whose product is annotated as serpin family B member 5. Bases 88 to 1215 code for a protein of 375 amino acids. The record is from RefSeq and is a predicted model, not a curated record. Gene Ontology annotation, biological process: negative regulation of endopeptidase activity. The transcript has 7 exons. Lineage: Eukaryota; Metazoa; Chordata; Mammalia; Chiroptera; Phyllostomidae. Gene Ontology annotation, molecular function: serine-type endopeptidase inhibitor activity.
GCUGCUUCCACGUCCAGGUUCUUCUGAGCCUCGCUUUCCUCUUCUCUGCUCUGCAUCUUCCAACGUAACUGUGACUCCAGGCCCACAAUGGACGCCCUGCAGCUGGCAAACUCGGCUUUCGCAGUCGACCUCUUCAAACAGCUGUGUGAACAGGAGCCGGCGGGCAAUGUCCUGUUCUCUCCCAUCUGUCUCUCCACCUCCCUGUCCCUAGUUCAAGUAGGAGCCAAAGGUGACACAGCCAAUGAAAUCGGACAGGUCUUUCAUUUUGAAAAUGUCAAAGAUGUGCCCUUUGGAUUUCAAACAGUAACAUCAGAUGUGAACAAACUUAGUUCCUUCUACUCGCUGAAACUGAUCAAACGGCUCUAUGUAGACAAGUCCCUGAAUCCUUCCACAGAGUUCAUAAGUUCCACAAAGAGACCCUAUGCAAAGGAAAUGGAAACUGUUGACUUCAAAGAUAAACUGGAAGAAACGAAAGGUCAGAUCAACAACUCAAUUAAGGAUCUCACGGACGGCCGCUUUGAGGACAUUUUAUCCACCAACAAUGUGAAUGACCAGACCAAACUCCUCGUGGUCAAUGCUGCCUACUUCAUUGGGAAGUGGAUGAAGAAAUUCCCUGAAUCGGAAACCAGAGAAUGCCCUUUCCGCGUCAACAAGACGGACACCAGGCCGGUGCAGAUGAUGAGCCUGGAAGCCACCUUCUGCAUGGGCAACAUUGAAGGCAUCAACUGCAAGAUCAUAGAGCUCCCCUUUCAAAACAAGCACCUCAGCAUGCUCAUCCUGCUGCCCAAGGACCUGGAGGACGAGUCCACGGGUCUGGAGAAGGCUGAAAAAGAACUCACGUCAGAGACGCUCUUGCAGUGGACCAACCCGAGCACCAUGGCCAACACCAAAGUCAAACUCUCCCUUCCCAAAUUCAAGGUGGAAAAGACGGUCGAUCCCAAGGCUAGUCUGGAAAACCUAGGCCUGAAAAGUACCUUUAAUGAGAACACCUCUGAUUUCUCAGGAAUGUCAGAGGUCAAGGGCACGGCCCUGUCCCAGGUCAUUCACAGAGUGUGCUUAGAAAUCACCGAAGAGGGCGGGGACUCCAUCGAGGUGCCGGGGUCGCGGAUCCUACAGCACAAAGACGAGUUCAAUGCCGACCAUCCGUUCAUUUACAUCAUCAGGCACAACAAAACGCGAAACGUCAUUUUCUUUGGCAAGUUCUGCUCUCCCUAAGGGGCAGAGCUCAGGUUCAGUCCCACCUACUCUGUAAACCCUGCACCUAGAGAAUACUUUCUAUACAUGAUACAUUGUUAUUAACUCUGCUGAAUGAGCAACACCCUGGCACCUGUCCUGGGUGGCCGUCACGUUAACGGGCUCGUUCCCCAAUCUGUUCUUUCAGGCCCCCUUCCCACCCCUCAGAGACAAUGCUUCCAAAGAAAACAAAAUAGGCAUUCAUUAUUCGUCACAUCGCUAGGGCUAUGGGCAGAAACACAGUCUUUCUCAGAAAAAAAUCCUAUAAGGGGGACCUGCAGGACUGCAUUCCCAGAGCCUUGCCUGCCCUUGUUGAGAUACGGGAUGUUCCAGACCUACUGACCUCCCAGAAGGAUGGAAGGAACUGUGGUUCAGGGCGUCUGCCAGAGUUUUCUCGUUCCCCUGAAACUCGGGCACACGUUUGGCUUACUGCAGGUCCCCACAAACGUGGGGCAAAUGUACGCCCUGACUUUUUUGGCUUUGAGAAAGAUAACACUACCUUGUGCAGCCCGUGUCUUACGGAAGUCCUCGGAAAGGGUCUGGAGCCACACCCUGCCUGUCAGUCCACACCUUGAUAUUUCUGCCGUAAAAUGUAGAAAAUGGACGCGAAGUGGACGAAGACUCUAAGCAGCUCCGUAAGUGCCAGGUUUUGCUGGCAAGUGUGUAUGCCACCAGCUCCAGAACGGGCUUUGUUUUCAGAACUUUCUGAGAUCUUGAAAUGCUGAACAAGGAAUGGCAGACUUGCUGUAGCCGGGGUGCUGCCCUCAAAGGGGGAGCUCCAGUCUGAUUAAACAUUUACGUUCACUUUGAAUAGAAUGACCCCCUGGUCCCGGGGUUGGGGACGGACUGCUGGGUGGGGCCUCCAACUGACCCGACAAGGCCUCGGAUGUUUGACAACCGGGGCCUUAAAGCGCAGGCACUCUCGUGGUAGGUGGCCGAUGAAAGAAUUCUGUGACUGUUGAAUGUCUUUGUCUACUGUGGCGGGGAGGGAGUGGAACUUACACCUUUAGAAAAUAUAACUGGGGCCCCUGAAGCGCUCCCACUGCUUUGACACACACUCUCCCCAAGCCCGUGGGGUCGGUAACUUGCAUUCAUGGUCGUGUUUAGCAUUGAUCUGAUAAGUCAUCCAUGUUACAAGUUCAUGGGUUAGUUCGUGAAGCACCACGGCACUGAAGAUUUUGUGGCGAAUCCUUCCUCACCUCUUCCCUGGUGUUCCUUGUAAACACGGUCAACUUUCUUCCUGCUCCUGAGGAUCAACAUUCCGUGUCUUUCAUGCUGUGGACAAUAAAAUAUUAUGGAACAACA